Molecule: messenger RNA, 1338 nt
Organism: Aspergillus saccharolyticus JOP 1030-1
Lineage: Eukaryota; Fungi; Ascomycota; Eurotiomycetes; Eurotiales; Aspergillaceae
Product: phosphatase PAP2 family protein
Exons: 3
Coding region: 1-1338 (445 amino acids)
Biological process (GO): sphingolipid biosynthetic process; inositol phosphoceramide metabolic process
Cellular component (GO): inositol phosphoceramide synthase complex
Molecular function (GO): inositol phosphoceramide synthase activity
Source: RefSeq, a predicted model, not a curated record
AUGGGCGCAGGGGCCAUUCUAGAACCUCUGACCGUCAUCGUCCUACUCUUCGGAGGCACUUGGAUCAACCGAAGUACAGGGAAAUUUCCUCCUCGAAGACCUCAUCGUAACUCCAAUGUCUCGCGUGGUUCUUCCCCUGGCGCGGUUGAAUCCGGCCUUUCCACCCCAACUGCCAAGGAUACUUUACUGAAUCGCCGUUCUUCGUCUUCUUCCUCGCUUCAGCAAGUCGGUCAAGCCGGUUGGCGCAAGAGACAAAUUGGGUUCUUCGCCUCGACCUUCGAAGUCACGUCGCCAGAUACCACCGUUUUUCACGACCGGUUACUCAGUCGCUUGCUCCGCAAAUUUCCCUUCUUGGUCGAGUGCUGGUACUGGGCGCUUGUAUAUUGGACAUACCAGCUGGGUCGCGCAUUCACGGCUGUCACUCUCAAAGAGGAUACCGUUGAUGUAGCUCGCAAACAUGCACUUCAAUUGAUUCAGAUUGAGCAGGCUUUGGGAAUGUUCUGGGAGGUUUCAAUCCAAAAAUAUUUUCUUCGUCAUCCCACCCUAAUGACCUGGACCAACUGGAUCUAUUCGUUUAUUCAUAUCCCUGGGACCAUCGCCUUUCUUGUCUGGCUCUAUUACUUCACCAUCACGAGGAACCGGUCGGACGAGUCGCAACCAGGAAAACCGCGCGGGCUUGUUGGCGGCUCACCCGCGGGAUCCCACCUAUACCAAGCUCGGCGUCGAACGCUCGCUGUGUGCAACUUGCUUGCCUUUGUGGUCUUUACUCUGUGGCCCUGCAUGCCACCUCGUUUGCUGAGCGAUAAGGAUGCGAAGGGGCCUGACGCAGCCUUGGGUCGUAGCUAUGGAUUUGUUGAUACCGUGCACGGAGUCAAUGGCGCGGGUAGCGUCUGGACCGAGAAUCGCUUUUGCAAUCAGUAUGCUGCCAUGCCUUCUUUGCACUUUGGCUACUCCCUUAUGAUUGGUCUCACCAUCAUGACCAUCCCGCUGCCGCCACAUCAGCGACGCCGCACCCGCGUGGCUAUUGGCCCUUUGAAGCUGCAGCUUCCGUCGUGGCGUCGGCUGGGCUGUCUCGUGCUGGGUUUUGCCUACCCUUUUGUGAUCCUGGCUGCUAUCGUCGCCACCGCGAACCACUUUAUCUUGGAUGCAAUCGCCGGUGCAACGGUGUGUGCUCUCGGGUGGAGAUUCAACGGCAUUCUUUUGAACUUGCUGCCCUUGGAGGAUUACUUUCUGUGGUUGGUUCGUAUCCAUAAACCUGCACCGAACACCAUGGACGGACUCGCAGAUGCAGUCGGCUGGGUCGAUGAUGGCGUUCCCGAACAUACCUCUCUCCCUUGA